AAAUAUAAAGAUCAAAUGAAACCAUUUUCAACAACUAAUGGAACUUAAAGUAUUCCAACAGACAAAAUUGACUCAUAUAUUUCAUAUAUGGUAUAAAUUAAUAGAUCAUUUUUAGUCUUAAGUUUAUAAUGUUCAAUAAUAUAUGCUUAUUCAUGCCUAAAAUUAGAUUAUGCAAGCCUAAUUAUUAAAAUUAUAAAAUGUGAGUUAGAACUAAAAUGGAACUCUCUAACAGAAAACAAUAAAACUAUUAGAACAAAUUUAAUAGAGUGCUUCCUAAAUUUCAAUUAAAGACUUCCUCUAAUCGAUCAAAAUGCCAAUCCUAGUUAAAUAUAUUGCAAAUAUAAUGAUCUAUUUAAUGAAAUAAUGUGUAUCUGAUUCAGAAGAACUUAUAAUGAGUUACAUAAGAGAUCCUAAUUCAAUUGUAAUUGAUAAAAAGUAAUGGACAUUGAUUUGUGAUAUUGUAAAUAAGAAAUUAGUUUAUUUGGGAACCAAAGAUAUUCUAUGUACAAAUGGUAAUUAUUUUCAAUAAACCUAGAUUCAUAGAUUGGAAUAAUUAGUCAAUCACUCCUUUUUAGUAAUAUAAUUAGUGAAGUUAUAUUUAAAAAAUUACAUAUUACUCAAGAUAACACUUAAUAGAUUGUUUUAAGAACUCUAAAUGAUUUAUUAUCAGAUGAUAAUCGAUCUGCAGAAUUUCUAUAUCAAUUUAUGUGUUAAACAGAAUCAUAAGUGUUAACGGUUGAUUAAUGUAUUUAAUCAUUUUAAAAGAUGUUCUAAAAAAUGGGUCAAUAUUUCCAUCAAUCAAAUCUUAUUGAAUAAAUUAUUGAAAAUUAAAAAUAAUUUAAUACAAAUGGAAAUUUUGAAUGUUAUGCAGAAAAAGUACUAUCUCCUUAUUAUCUUAAAGUAUUUAAAAAUUAUUAAAAUUUAUCAAAACAAUGAUUAAAAGUUGAUAAGUGAACAGCUAAUCAAGGGAUUGUUUGGUGAAUCCAAAUAAAUUGAUUGCAAAGAAUUCAUAUUUAAUUCAAAUAGAUUAGAAAAUAAAUUAAAAUCAAUCUUAUUUGUGUUUGUUGAAUUAGUUAGAAUUGAGAAUUAAAUUAUACAAAUUGUUAUUGAAAAUAAAAUGUAAUACUUUCUCUAAACAUUUUUUAGAUCUGAAGAACCAUAAAAGAAUCCUUUAGAAUAUUAUGCUAAAUUAAUAGAAAAAAUUAAGAAUAAAUGCAAAAGUAAGGAAGAUGAAUAUUGUAAUUGUAAGAGAUGCUAAUGUGUCAAAAGAAAUAGAGAUAGUGCAAGAGAAUCAUAAAAAAGAAAAAGAGAAGCUUUAGAAAAGAUAGGUCCAUUGUAAAAAGAAUGUGAAAAAAUUGAGAAAAAAGUAUGAUUAAAUCUAAAAUUAGGUUUAAUUUUUAGAAUUUUAAAAUACUAAAUUAAAAUCUGUCUUAUUUGAAGCAUUAAAAAAUCCAGUGAUUGAAAGUAUUAUCAAAAAUGAUUACUCCAAUACUCUGUCGAAUUUCAAUAUAAUAAGCAAUUAAUCUCAAGAUAGUUAGUAAUCCUAAAGUUAUCAAAUAAAUUAAAUGGAAUAAGACUAAUCCUUAUGAAAG
This is a messenger RNA of Paramecium sonneborni, 1592 nucleotides long. The record is from the annotation of a GenBank genome assembly. NCBI's taxonomy places the organism in Eukaryota, Ciliophora, Oligohymenophorea, Peniculida, Parameciidae.